Molecule: messenger RNA, 4012 nt
Organism: Cylas formicarius (sweet potato weevil)
Lineage: Eukaryota; Metazoa; Arthropoda; Insecta; Coleoptera; Brentidae
Gene: nito
Product: RNA-binding protein spenito
Exons: 3
Coding region: 182-2350 (722 amino acids)
Biological process (GO): regulation of alternative mRNA splicing, via spliceosome
Cellular component (GO): nucleus
Molecular function (GO): mRNA binding
Source: RefSeq, a predicted model, not a curated record
CGAAACUCUGGCAACGGGAGCAUUCAGCCAUUUUGUUUAGUCGAUAGGAAUGGUUGGCGUUUCGUGAAUGUUUGAGAAAAUUUUGAAAGAACCUUUAUUUUGCCCAGUGCUGUGUAGUUUGUAAAGAAGGGAGUGCUGUGUCAUCCAUUGUGUUGUCCGUUAAUUGGUGUGUUCAGUGCGUAUGAUCACUGGAAAGGACCGAAUUACUGUGAGGAUUCCUAAUACUGCUAUGAAAAGAAGUAGUGAUAGAGACACUCCUCCAAGAAGUAAGCGAUCGAGAUCGAGCAUGGGACGGUACGACGAUAGUUCAGACGAAAGAAUCACGCCCGAUAGACUUCGGCGCCGCGGAAGUCGCGGUCGUUCGCCGAGUCCGCGACCUCGCUAUAUCUCUCCCCAUCGUGACGAUUAUAUGCGUCCACCCGAGAGAUCCUAUCCUUACAAAGUACUUUGCGUCAGCGCCCUUCAUCCCAAAGCUAGCGAUGAGGUGAUAAAGGAUACUCUAUAUAGGGAAUAUAAGAAAUAUGGUGAUCUUACCAUAAGAGUAACUCACGAUCUGGACGAGAGGGUGGCGUAUGUAUGUUUCCGGAACCCCGAAGACGCACGUGACGCGAAACACAGCAAACCGCGUAUUAUAAUUUACGAUAAGGUCGCGUUGGUAGAAGCCGUUUACGAAGUGCCGCGUUCGAGUGAUAUUUACCGUGGCAGGCCUAGGUCUAUCACUCCGGAAUAUGACCGGCACUAUUACGCGAGGUCACCCGAACGAUUAAGGCCACUCGAUCGGUACGACCGGGCCUACGGCCCGCCUCCUGGAAUACCCGUCCACCGGGAAUAUAGACGCGAAGCUUUGCCGGCUGCCCACCAUGAUUAUUUGGCUCGACCGCCCAUGCAUCACGGUCCGCCUCACAUGGCGCCCGCGCAUAGCUACGGUCCCCCAAGGCAUACAGUGCCGCGUGCGCAAUUUGAAAAAACCGAAAACAAAAAGGAUAAGUUUCCAAAUUAUCUGCACCAUAUUCAGCCCGAAGAUGAUCCGCUAGCAACUCGGACUUUGUUCGCCGGAAAUUUGGAAAUCAACAUAACAGAAGAAGAGUUGCGAAGGAUAUUCGGCCGUUACGGAGUAGUGGAGGACAUAGAUAUCAAGAGACCUCCUCCUGGUACAGGUAACGCGUUCGCUUUCGUACGGUUCCACACUUUGGACAUGGCGCAUCGCGCCAAAGUUGAGCUGUCCGGACAGUACAUAGGAAAAUUCCAGUGCAAAAUAGGUUACGGCAAGGCCACGCCGACAACGCGGAUCUGGGUCGGUGGUUUGGGAGUGUGGACCUCGAUUCCCCAGUUAGAACGCGAGUUCGAUAGAUUCGGGGCCAUAAAAAAAAUUGAGUAUGGCAAAGGCGAGAAUCAGGCUUAUAUUUUGUACGACAGCAUCGAUGCUGCGCAGGCCGCAGUUAAAGAAAUGCGGGGUUUUCCUUUAGGGGGCCCCGAUAGGAGACUUAGAACAGAUUUUGCGGACGUCACGCCCGGGGUCGCCUACCGUCCGAAACCGCCCUACAGCGACGUCGCCGACGAAUUUAGACGUCUGGAUUAUGAGUAUGAUUAUGAUCGGGCCUACGGGGCCGGGGCUUAUAGGGACAGAUUAGCGUAUCCUGAACGUAGGGCGGGUAGCAGAGGUCCGUACCGCUAUCCAGAGGAUCAGGAAGAGUGGGCCAGAGCCCGAGAGGGAGAGUUUCCCAGAAGAUCCGGCUCGCGCGUGGAUAGGUCCCGUUCUCGUUCGCCCAGGAGAUCUCCGGAUUCCGAUUCCGAUAGUGGAUCCAGAAGGGCCGGUCUGUUGGCCUCGAGUCGCACGUUGCCAGAAGUGGCGCGAAAGUGCACCACGGUAUGGCAGGGAGCUUUGAUUUUGAAAAAUUCCCUAUUUCCCGCCAAAUUCCAUCUGAUGGACGGCGACACGGACAUUGUGGAGAGUCUCAUGAAAGACGAGGAUGGUAAACAUCAGUUGCGGAUCACGCAGAGGUUGAGGUUGGACCAGCCGAAGCUGGAGGACGUGCAGAAGAGGAUACAGAGCGCGAGUUCGCACGCCAUAUUCCUGGGCCUCGCGGGGUCGACGGCUUCGGUGUCGAACGAGGACGCGUCGGUCCAGACGAGGCCCCUUAGGAAUCUGGUGUCCUAUUUGAAGCAAAAAGAGGCGGCCGGCGUGAUUUCUUUGCUAAAUAAAGAGACCGAGGCGACGGGGGUGCUCUAUUCGUUCCCCCCGUGUCCGUUUUCUACCGAGCUUUUAAAGCGUUCCUGUCCCAACUUAUCCGACGAGGCGAUCAAGGAAGAUCAUCUGAUUAUAGUAGUGGAGAUCGGAGAUCAACGAUAAGUAACUUUUGUGUAGGCCCUUCAUUUUGUGUAACACUUGUCAUGUACGUAACAGGCAGUGGUGUUUAUGGUCUAAGUGCUUUGCAGUUCUUUCCCAUUGGGUUUGCGCAACUUGAAUUCAGUGGUUUUUGGUUUUCAUCGUACUAUUCGUGGAUGUUCCUUGACAUUAAGGGAUGUGAAAGAACUGUUCAUUAAACGCAGUGCGAAAAAUUCAUAUUCGUGUAUUUAACUUUAAUCGCAUGAGUCGCAAAUUUAUAAACAGACCUCGUGAUCUAUAGUGGUAGGAGCUCACGGUGGAACAAAUUGUCAUAAUGUACUCUGACUAGUUCGUAUCUUGCUAAGCGGGUCAUAUAGGAACACUUGGAUGGAAAAUUAUUGUAGUGUAGUGGAAAUAGAUAAAAGUUUUUCUGGCAAUAGUGUUUUGUUUCGUUGAGUUCCUUUAGUGCAAAGUGCAGCAGAAUCCUCUGAUUUUUUUUUGUUUUGAAAGUGAGUAAAGGGGGGGAAACCUUAGUUUGUGUAGUGAAGGGUCUCAGAUAAAAGUGGUGAUGCAGAUUUUUCUUAAACCAAUGUCAGUGCUCUUAUCAAACAAAAAAAAAUGUUGCAAAAUCAAAAAGUGAUCUCACUAGAAAUCAACCAAAGAUUUGACUGUGUUAUUAAAAUGGUAAAUAAAAAAACUUAUGCCAAAUUGUCGAAAAUACGGUCUUAUUUUUUUACCCCCAAAUAUUUUUUUAUAUUGCUAACUUGUUUUAAAAUUAGCUAUUAUGGUGUUCCGACUGCUGCUGUAAGUUGAAAAACACCUUAAGAUAAGUAUUGCCAAAUUUAUUGACCAACAUAAAAUUAAUUAAUAUACAGUAAGGGGUAAAUCACGUUUGAAAUCUGGUGUACCAGCUCUGUGAAAUCCGUGAAAUAUUUCUUUGCAAUAAUUAAAGCAUCUUUAAAUAAUAAAAAAAACGCCAACAUGUAAUUAUUAAAUCAAUAUUUUAAAAGUUGGUUGGCACAUAACCAGUUACGUUAAAUGAAUUUUAUUGGUGGGAUCUUUAAUUUAGAUUUCUUGGAGUAUUCACUCAACCCAGUGAUUCCAAAUGAUUUACUUUUUUCAUUGCAAUUUUUCAUCAACAUAUAUUCAUAAUUAUAAAAAUUGUUUUUAAAUGUCUUAAACCUGGUCCUUAAAUAAUUUAAUAUAGGAAAAAUUGUUCACUUAGUUCUGGAAUAAAAUGCAAAAAUAUCACAGAAAGAAAGAAAAGAAAUCUUUGUGAAAUCCGUGAAAUCUGAGGAGUCUGGUGAACCAGCUUUGGUUGGUGAUUUGUCCCUCGCCAUCUAGUGUGUCCUCUUGUAGCAGCUGGACAGCUGAAUUAAAGAAUACAUGCCUCUUUUUGAUAACAAAAAUAUUUUUUUAAAUUGGUUUUAUUAGUUUUAGUAGUUUAUAAGUUUCUUUAUUAGAGUUGCCACUGAAAAGAAGACAACAAUAAAUCAGAAGUACUUCCCUUAAGUAGUGUCUAAAAAAUAUACCUACAGAACUAGAAUCCAUAUAUUAAAAAAAAAAAAUCGACAGUACUGGAGAAAAAGUUAUAUAAAUGUGAAUUAAACUGAGAAAAAAUUACUAACUAAACAAUCCACCUUCUCGGGAACUCCUUGCAGUGCAUUUUUGUUUUGGACACAUGAU